ACUGCCCGGUGCCUAUUAAAAGUAUUUCUUCUCCGAGAAUUAAGUACAUUUCUUAUCUUUUCUUCUAUCUCGAGAAACUCUGAAACAGAAACCACGAGCAAAACAGAACGAUGUCGUAUGUGCCUCCACACCUGAGGAACUCAAGCUCAACCUCCUUCACCAAAUCCUCCUCUCUAAACCUAGACUCGUUUGAUCAAUCCAAGCUCUCCUGUUCUUCCAAUUUCCAUUUCAACAACUCCUCUUUUACCAAUACUACCGUUGCUGCUGCUGCUUCUUCGUCUUCGUCUUCUUCUUCUGCUUCCUCUUCUCCUCCCUCCACAUUCUCAAAUGGAUAUCGUCGGGUGUCCAGCAUGCCAACGUCGGUGAGGGCUCUGCAUGUUCCCGACCCUGUUUUCCAUCCGUGGAAACCCUCCGACCGAGUUCUCCGCUUGACGCCUGAGCAGACCGAAGAGGUUCGUUCUCGGCUCAAUGUUGAUGUUACUGUAGCUUCAGGCUCUCCUUCUGCUCCUGCACCGAUUGAGUCUUUUGCGGACAUGUGUUUGCAUCCAAGUAUAAUGAAGGACAUAAUAUUUCAUGAAUACACCACACCAACUUCAAUUCAGGCGCAGGCCAUGCCAGUAGCUCUUAGUGGAAGGGACCUGUUGGGUUGUGCUGAAACUGGUAGUGGCAAGACUGCUGCCUUUGCCAUUCCAAUGAUACAGCAUUGCUUGGCUCAAUCUCCUGUUCAGCGUGGUAAUGGACCUUUGGCACUUGUGUUGGCUCCUACUAGAGAGCUUGCACAACAAAUAGAAAAAGAGGUUAAAGCUUUUAGCAGAUCUCUGGAAUCUUUCAGAACUGCAAUUGUGGUUGGUGGAACAAACAUCGGUGAACAAAGAUCUGAGCUUCGGGCUGGAGUGGAUAUAGUGGUGGCUACUCCUGGAAGAUUUAUCGACCAUUUGCAGCAAGGCAACACUUCCCUUUCGAGAGUUUCAUUUGUUAUUCUGGAUGAAGCUGAUAGAAUGCUUGAUAUGGGGUUCGAACCACAGAUAAGAGAGGUAAUGCGGAACCUUCCAGCAAGGCAUCAAACUUUGCUGUUUAGUGCAACCAUGCCUGUGGAAAUUGAAAUGCUAGCGCAGGAUUACUUGACCACUCCUGUACAAGUAAAGGUCGGCAAAGUGUGCAGCCCUACAGCGAAUGUACUUCAAGUUUUGGAGAAAGUUUCUGAAAGUGAGAAGGUUGAUCGACUUCUAGAUCUACUUGUUGAGGAGGGAUCUCAGGCUGAGAGAUCUGGUCAUCCAUUCCCUUUAACCAUUGUGUUUGUAGAACGGAAGACACGGUGCGAUGAUGUCGCUGAAGCUUUGGUAGCACAAGGUUUACAUGCAGUCUCUCUUCAUGGUGGCCGUAGUCAGAACGAAAGAGAAUCUGCCCUUCGUGAUUUUAGGAAUGGCUCAACUAAUAUUUUGGUUGCAACGGAUGUUGCAUCUCGUGGUUUGGAUGUCUCAGGAGUUUCUCAUGUUGUUAAUCUAGAUCUUCCAAAGACCAUGGAAGAUUAUGUACACCGGAUUGGGAGGACAGGGCGUGCCGGUUCUAUGGGCCGAGCUACUUCAUUUUAUGUAGAUCGUGACAUGUUCCUGGUGACUCAAAUAAAGAAAGCAAUAGCAGAUGUUGAAUCUGGGAAUACUGUGGCUUUUGCUACUGGGAAGGUUGCAAGAAGGAAGGAGAGAGAGGCAGCUGCUGCACAAAAAGAAGCAAGGAAUGCCUUGUCAAAGUUGGCAUUGAUGGGACCCACUUCAAUAAACAUUGAAGACAAGUAUAGGUUCAUGAUUGCACCCUCAAAUGUCAAAAGUGCAGGUGCAGCAGAUAGUGCUUGGGAUGAUUGAUGUUCUUAUUUGGUGUUUCUCAAAAGAUUGAUGAUCACUACCAAGGGCUCCAAAAUGAUUGAAGGUUUUCACAAUCCUGACUUGGGGUUUGAAACACAAAGAGGCUAUACAGAUGACAGGCUUGCUGUAAGUUGCUGUGUUUAAUGAUUUCUUGUGCUCCAUAAUUAACAAUGUUCCACGAACAGUUUCUUGAUGGUAUUAGAACAGAGUUUGUAGAAUCAGUUUACAUGGUUUUGCUUAUGUACAUCUGUAGAAGACUUUUGACUUAGGAAUUUGAAAAGCUUCUGCUGAUUCUUGGCAUCUCUAAGGCAGUCCGAUGAUGAUUUGAAUUUGACUUCAUUUUUUAUUUCUGCGGGAACAAGAGGAGAAUUGUGUUAAGUAGGUUUUUUAGAUAUGCAAUAAAAGCGGAGCUGAAGUUCGUGUGCUGUCAUGGCAAAAGCUUUUGGUUGCUUUAAGUCGGUCUUGGCUUCUUGUUGCCAAGCAAUUCCCAUGCACCCUUUCAGGAGUAAGUUUCAUUU
Molecule: messenger RNA, 2377 nt
Organism: Carica papaya (papaya)
Lineage: Eukaryota; Viridiplantae; Streptophyta; Magnoliopsida; Brassicales; Caricaceae
Product: DEAD-box ATP-dependent RNA helicase 20-like
Molecular function (GO): ATP binding; nucleic acid binding; RNA helicase activity
Source: RefSeq, a predicted model, not a curated record